AACAGCUGCAGCCUAAGUUCGCACAGAAUUUCACGGCAUUGCAAGUAGUAGACAUAUCAUUUUAUCCCAAAACCUAUAGAAUAUCGUUCACACUAACCAAAUAUUAAAAUGGUUGAUCGCGAGCAGCUGGUGCAGAAAGCCAGGCUGGCUGAACAGGCUGAAAGAUAUGAUGACAUGGCAGCUGCCAUGAAAUCGGUAACAGAGCUGAAUGAGGCCCUAUCUAACGAGGAGAGGAACCUCCUGUCUGUGGCCUAUAAGAAUGUGGUAGGGGCCCGCCGUUCCUCUUGGAGGGUGAUCUCUAGCAUCGAGCAGAAGACCUCUGCAGAUGGAAAUGAGAAAAAGAUUGAAAUGGUUCGGGCCUACAGGGAGAAGAUUGAGAAGGAGCUGGAGGCUGUGUGUCAGGACGUGCUCAACCUUCUGGAUAACUACCUGAUCAAGAACUGCAACGAGACGCAGCACGAGAGCAAGGUAUUUUACCUGAAGAUGAAAGGCGACUACUACCGCUACCUGGCUGAGGUGGCCACGGGCGAGAAGAGGGCCACCGUCAUCGAAUCAUCAGAGAAGGCUUACAACGAGGCCCAUGAGAUCAGCAAAGAGCACAUGCAGCCCACCCACCCCAUCCGCCUCGGCUUGGCUCUCAACUACUCUGUGUUUUACUACGAGAUCCAGAAUGCCCCUGAGCAGGCCUGUCAUCUGGCCAAGACCGCCUUCGAUGACGCUAUUGCUGAGCUGGACACCCUGAACGAGGACUCCUACAAAGACUCAACUCUCAUCAUGCAGCUGCUCCGAGACAACUUAACACUGUGGACAAGUGACCAGCAGGAUGAUGAAGGAGGGGAGGGUAACAAAGAUUAAUAAACCACACUUAGAAAAAAUAUAUAAUGAAGGGCCAGUGGGCUUUGGUAGGCGCUUUUGCUGAUGAUCGUACCGCAGCAGUUCUUUAUUUUUCCAUGUGUUAAAAGAAAAGAAUCAAAAGAAAGGUGAGAGGGGAGGUUACAUCUUAGUUUAAUAUAUAUAGAAAUAUAUAUGAAUGGUUGAAAGGGCUGCCAUCUUGAUUUUCUCUUUGACGUUUGCCAAAACCACUGAAAUGUCAGUCAAUCCGCCUGAAGUGGUCGUUGUUGGAUUGGUUUGGCAGCCUCACACUGGCAUAAGGACUGGUGUCGUUGUACCAAGGGAAGCUGCUUAGUUAGGUUUAUGCAUGAUAGAGAUGCAGACACUUGAGGAAGGGAAAAAAAACACUUGAGUGAGAGUGCCUCACAAAAAUAGCUUGCAAUGGUUCCAGUACUAGUUUAAAGGUCAACUCGGCCACUUUUCAACCUCAUAUUCAUUAUCUCCAGCACCAAACCAGUGUCCACAUAUGUGAAACUGCGCGUUCCUAUGAUCUGUGGUCCUACAUCACGAUUUUCUAGCCAUUAUGAUAUAUAAUAUCACUCACUCUUGAAGGGAGUGCAGGAAAGCUAAAAGUAUUAAUCUGACCAAAUCAACUACAAAAAGUACAAUGCAGAUGUUUUGUAAAGGUUAGAUGUGUAUUGUAAAGUUAAUGCCAAUGAUGGCCAUGAGGUAAGGAGAAAAUACUUAUCAAUUUCCUCUUUCACAUGACUUCUAGUUUGAGGUGAAUUUGGCAUGAAAUCCAAUGUGACUGUCCUCUGACUGCUCUAAAUAUGAUACUGGAACCAUAGCUUUACCUCCAAUAGAGUCUAUCUAAAGGCAGAGACAGGUUAAAACAGAAACAUGAUCUUAAAGCAGCUGCAGAGUUUGUGGUUUACUUCUGUGUUUGUUUUAUUAAAUGCACUUGCCUACUAUACUGUUUCUUCAGUGUAAGAUGAUUACUACAAUAAUAUCGAUUAUUCAGUAUUGUGCAUGCUGGUGAUGUAUUGAAACAUACAGUAGCUUGACUUUAUUAACUUAUACUGUGGGUGUUAAGUAUUCAUAAGAUUGAGAAAACAUAGGCUUUGUCUGAUUAUUUCUUAUUUAUAACUUAUUCUUAUUUUGUUUAUAUUUGCUAUACCAAAACGGUGAUCGUAAAAAUGUAUAUGUUAUGAGCAUUGCUAUAGUGGCAUGCAAUAUGUGUAUUUAAUUUGUUGAUGGAAGAAAAAAAGUGGAAAAAACACCAGUGAUUGCUUAAUCUUACCAGCUGGUGUUUGUAACAUUAAAUUAUGAUAAUGGCUUUGUCACAUUAAAUUAUAAUAAUGGCAUUGUAAAACAAAUACUUUGUUCUUUGAACUAUAUUUGAGUACUUAUUUUGUCAUGUUAUUAACCAGUUUGAACAAUGGUGAAGUUUUCAGAAUCUGUGUUUCUGUUAUGAAUUCACAACAUGGACCACAAUUUAUUUCUGACAGUAUACAUUUUUUGUUUGUUUUUAUACCUUUUAGCUGUUCCUGAGUGACAAAUAUCUUGAAUGUGAGUCAUUAUGUAGCAGUUGCACAAGAAACGAGCUAACUAUGAUAAUAAAAAAAGAAUAUGACAAAAUGA
Oncorhynchus mykiss (rainbow trout) is the source of this 2472-nucleotide messenger RNA. It is a transcript of the gene ywhag2, whose product is annotated as 3-monooxygenase/tryptophan 5-monooxygenase activation protein, gamma polypeptide 2. The record is from RefSeq and is marked provisional. Lineage: Eukaryota; Metazoa; Chordata; Actinopteri; Salmoniformes; Salmonidae.